Messenger RNA from Paramecium octaurelia, 902 nucleotides. The record is from the annotation of a GenBank genome assembly. Lineage: Eukaryota; Ciliophora; Oligohymenophorea; Peniculida; Parameciidae.
AUGGAAAUAAUAAUCAGAAAAUAGGCAAAAUGGGUUGCAUAUUGGAAAGGAAAGAAAUUGAUAGCAGGAGGAGACUAUGAUGAAUUCUAAAAUAAAAUUGGAGCAUGGUUGAGUGAGAUCAAAAUUUUAGCGAGUUGUUUUGUUGCUAUUAAUUUACAUUAGCUAUUGUCAAGUUUUCACAUUGGAAAUGAUAUAAAGGAAUAAAUAAGGGGGGGGUAUGGUAACGAUGUUUAAUGGUCAGAUUAUGUAGAAUAUAUAAGAUAAAUUUAUAGUUGAGUUGGAUUGUAUAAUGAGAACGAAAAGAAAAAUGGGAAUUGGACUGACCUCAUAACAAAUUUAAGAAGUGUUUGGAUUUAAUAUUUAAAGUUGGAAUUAAAUUACUUAUUCAGGGGUUUAAAGAAUGAAGGAUAAUGGAAUACAAAUUUUAAAAGGGAAAGCAUGUUCAAUAAUAUUUUUGAUAAUUUUAUAGUGGAGGAGGUUAAUACAACCAGUAUGGAUUAAAAAAUGGUUAAUGGACAGAUAUAGAUGAUUAAAUUUGUGAGUAAGAGGAUAGAUAAAUAAACUUCUAGCAUUUAUAAUAAAUUGAUAUAUGUUGGUGAAUAUGUGAAUGGAAUCAAAAAAGAACACUGGCUUACUAUUGUAAAUGGGACUAUUAUGUAGUAAUUAUACUAAACUUAGUGGAGGUGGUAAUUUUAAUAUGUAAGGUAUGAAAAAUGGGAAAUGGAUCGAUGUUAUUAACAAUUUUAAUUCGUACCUAUCUAAAAGUACUACUUUAGAAUGAAUUAUGUUGCUGCAGUGGGAAGUUAUUUCAAUGGAAUUAGAAUAUAAUAAUUGGACUAUGUUUACAGAGGAUAAACAAUCUAAUAAUGAAAAUCUAUUGGUCAGUGAUUGUGAAACUUAUA